This is a messenger RNA of Rubroshorea leprosula, 878 nucleotides long. NCBI's taxonomy places the organism in Eukaryota, Viridiplantae, Streptophyta, Magnoliopsida, Malvales, Dipterocarpaceae. The record is from the annotation of a GenBank genome assembly.
UCACCUUCGUUUUCAAAUUUCUUUCAAAAGCGACGGCGGAGCUUACUGAAAAAUUUCAGUGAAAAUUCUCUUCUGCCGCAACAAUGGCGAUGGCUUUCAAGAUGGCGACGACGGGGAUGUGGGUGACGGAUGAGUGCAAGAACUCAUUCAUGGAGAUGAAAUGGAAGAAGGUGCACAGGUACAUCGUGUUCAAGAUCGAUGAGAAGUCGAGGCUGGUGACCGUCGAUAAAGUCGGAGGCGCCGGCGAGAGCUACGACGAUCUAGCCGCAUCGCUUCCCACCGACGAUUGCCGAUACGCUGUAUUCGAUUUCGAUUUCGUCACCGUCGAUAACUGCCGGAAAAGCAAGAUCUUCUUCAUCGCAUGGUCCCCAACAGCAUCAAGAAUUAGAGCAAAAAUUCUGUAUGCAACCUCUAAAGAUGGGCUGAGGAGAGUGCUGGAUGGCAUUCAUUAUGAAGUUCAGGCUACCGAUCCGACCGAGAUGGGAAUUGAUGUGAUUAAGGACAGGGCCAAGUAGAUUUAUUUAUCUUUGAUUCAGCAUCUUACUUCUUGUUUAAUAACUCCCAAGUCCAACCAGAUGAACAUGUGCUUUGUUGUUGUUAUUCUUCAUUUUGCUCUCUGUAAGCUUUUUAGAAGCUCUAAUGUAAGUUAGCCUUCUAAUUAGUAAUAAUGUCUUUGGUCCAUGUCCAUGUAUGCUAGUUUGUCUACAUAGCACCUAUCCAUUCCAUUCUCUUGAGAAGAGAAUCGAAAAGUGAUGGAAAUAUGAAUUCAUGUUUCUGUUUUUAAGCUGACUUUUUUAGGCUCGUACAUAUCUAUGAUACUUUGUCGUGUAACUUGCCAAUGUAGAAAGCAAAACCUAAAAUAAGGAUAUGAACUUGGA